Molecule: messenger RNA, 1245 nt
Organism: Microthlaspi erraticum
Lineage: Eukaryota; Viridiplantae; Streptophyta; Magnoliopsida; Brassicales; Brassicaceae
Source: the annotation of a GenBank genome assembly
AUGCUGAGCCCUAAAAUGGAGGAGGAAGAGGAGGAGGUAGAGAGGAAGAUAAAGAAGUGGCCGUGGAUGAAGGCGGCGCAACUAGUAGAGUUUCAGAUGCAAGCUUUGGUUUAUAGAUACAUUGAAGCUGGCCUUCGUGUGCCUCAUCAUCUUGUGGUCCCUAUUUGGAAAAGCGUUGCUCUCUCUUCUUCUUCCUCCAAUUACAGCAACCAUCACUCUUCUCCUCUGUUGAGUGUGGAACAUGAACCUACAAGGUGCAGAAGAACAGAUGGAAAGAAAUGGCGAUGUAGCAACGAAGUCCUUCCGUUUCAAAAGUACUGUGAACGGCACAUGCAUAGAGGCCGUAAACGUUCAAGAAAGCUUGUGGAAUCUUCUUCUUCUUAUGAUGUUGCUGCUUCGUCGUCUGCUACAUCAACCAAACAAGACAACACUUACGGUUUGGACAGUUAUAACGAGAGUGAAAGUGUUCUUCAUGGGACAGUGUCGGUUUCUAGUAACGCUCAGGUUGUUACCAUUGCUUCAUUGCCUAGUGCCAGAGCCUGUGAUAAUGUCACUCCUCCGUCUUUAGUGAUCUCUGAGUCCACAAACAAAAGUGCGAGUCAUGGUGAUCAAAGCAGAAGGAACAUGGAGAUGAGUUAUGAUGACUUCAUCAGUAAAAGUGAGCCGGUUCGAGGUGAUGAGAGGCUGCCUUCUGUUCAAAAGCUCUUUCCUGAGGUAUCUGAUAUAUCUUUAGACGCUGCAAAACUCUCAAGAAACAGGAAGAAUGAUAUAAUAGCAAGAAGCAGGGAGUGGAAGAACAUGAACAUGAAUGUUCAUGGUGGCUUGCUUCCUGGAAUCCACUUUUCUUCUCCAGACACUGUUCUUCAAGAUCGUGGUGGGUUUCGUAUACACAGAGUUGAUACAGACAAUGAGCCAGGAAGGUGCCGAAGAACAGAUGGGAAGAAGUGGAGAUGCAGAAAAGAUGCAUUGUCUGGUCAGAAAUACUGCGACAAGCACAUGCAUAGAGGUAUCAAGAAGAAGACUAACGCACAUGAGAAUCCCGGUUUUAGCCCGUUAACCGCGAGAACAGCUGCUAAAGAUGAACCGAAGCUCUCUGUUUCAGUCAUGGGGAUUCCACUGUCACGAGCUUCUGAUGAAAAGAGCACCAGUAGUUGCAGUACCGACACAACCAUUACUGACACAGCUUUAAGGGGUGGAGAAGACAAUGAGGAGGAGGUCUUGUCAAUGUAUUCCUCGGGUGCUUAA